AUGUUUUCUAAAAAAAAGAAGAAGCCUCUGAUUUCGCCACCAAGUAACUUUGAACACAGAGUCCACACUGGCUUUGAUAAGAGCGAGGGAAAAUUUGUGGGAUUGCCUCUGCAAUGGGCCUCUCUUGUUGGCAAUAACCAGAUACUCAAGUCAACAAAUCGCCCGUUACCUUUAGUUGAUCCCUCAGAAAUAACACCUACCGAAAUAUUAGAUUUAAAAACUAUAGUCCGCGGAGAUCAUAGAGCCUCUUCAGUGGCUACUGUUUCAAGACCACUAUCCACUAAUCCUAUGACCCAGCCAGUACAAAAUGGCGUAGUUCUUCCGAAAACAUCAAAUGUUGCGAGAUCGAAUUCGCUAAGAAGCACAAGUCCGCCUAGGAUAAGACGAGAUUUCCGCAAUCAUCCAAAUAUACCACCGUCUGUACCUGAAGAGUCCCCGCAAGUUCCCGCGCCUCCGCAGUACCCGAGUUUGAGACGGGAACAAAGCAACUUCUCUAUAAACAAACCUAUAUCAGAUUCACCAGUCGAAUGGUCACACUCACACGAAGCGACUGUAAGGAAUCUUAGCGAGGUCAAUGACAACCAACAGGCGGCAAUGACUUAUCAGAAUAUUCAGAAUGCUAAUGUCCCGUACCAACACAAUCACCCACCGCUGCCUAUUCCUGGUCCACACACAGUUAAUGGAAACAAUAAUCUAGGAGACGGCUACCCACAAUCUCUCCGACCACAACAACCUGGCCCUCCGCAUAUACCAUUGGGAGAAUCUAAGCAUGAACUGAGAUUGACUCAUGAACAGUUUCGAGCUGCUCUUCGCCUGGUGGUGAGUGAGGGUGAUCCUCGCGAGACUUUAACCGGAUUCACUAAGAUCGGUGAAGGCAGUACGGGGGUAGUAUGCGCAGCCACCGACACGCGUACAAGGAAACGGGUCGCUGUUAAAAUGAUGAACCUGCUCAAACAACACCGUAGAGAACUGCUGUUCAAUGAAGUGGUAAUAAUGCGCGACUACCCUCACCCUAACAUAGUAGAGAUGCACGCGUCUUACCUGGUGGGUGAUGUACUGUGGGUCGUCAUGGAAUACAUGGCGGGCGCGUCUCUAACACAAAUCGUUACACGCUCUAGAAUGGAUCCGGAACAAAUUGCUACUGUGUGCAAACAGUGUCUUAAGGCAUUAGCAUUUCUACACAGCCAAGGCGUUAUACAUCGAGACAUUAAAUCCGAUUCAAUACUGUUGACAUCGGACGGUAGAGUUAAAUUAUCCGAUUUCGGUUUCUGUGCUCAAGUGUCUCAGGAAUUACCGAAACGAAAAUCUCUAGUGGGGACGCCAUAUUGGAUGUCCCCGGAAGUGGUAUCCAGACUUCCGUAUGGACCGGAAGUUGAUAUUUGGUCUUUGGGUAUCAUGAUCAUAGAGAUGGUUGAUGGCGAACCGCCUUUCUUCAACGAACCACCGCUGCAAGCCAUGCGUCGUAUCCGCGACAUGCCUCCCCCCCGCCCCCGCGGCCUGCCCCGCUGCCCCGCCGACCUCACGUCCCUCAUAGAGUCAGCGUUAGUCCGUGACCCGGCCGCCCGCCACUCCGCCGCACACCUCCUGCACCACCCGUUCCUGAGGCGAGCGGGACCACCCGCCAUCCUCGUGCCGCUGAUGCCUCACGGCAACUGA
Danaus chrysippus (African queen) is the source of this 1656-nucleotide messenger RNA. The record is from the annotation of a GenBank genome assembly. Lineage: Eukaryota; Metazoa; Arthropoda; Insecta; Lepidoptera; Nymphalidae.